AUGAAGAUCACCAAGCUCUUCGGCGUUGCGGUCGCUGCCUAUGCAGCCAUGACCAUUGCGACUGCUCCCAACCUUGCUGCCCGUGACGAAGCUAUCGGCUCCUUGGCCGCUCGAGGCUUCUCUCAUGAAGAAAUCACCGAUCUCAUGAAUCUCUUGCCUCGUCAAGAUGCCGCUGCUACAGUCACUGUCUACCCUACCACUUGCGCCCCGUAUGGUGUUCCACCGGUCUCUGAGCCUGCUCCUCCCCCACCUGCCACCGCAUCUCAGGUCACGAUCACUUCCUCCUUUACUAUGACUUCUACCGUCAUUACCCCUUCAACCACCCCCAUCACUCCCGCGACUUCUCUCGAGCCGCCAUCUGCUCCAGUCGUGCCCCCACCAACCACUCCAAACGUCGAGACUCCAGGUGUCCCGCCCGCUAGCACUCCAGUUGAAACCAGUGUUUCAGUCACACCAGUUCCAACUACCCCGAGUCCAGCCACCGAUAGCAGCUCCGUUGUCCAGACUACGACCUCCUCGGCACUCACUCAUACGAGCAUCUCGACUGCAACUUCUACUCACACCACCAUGACAGCCUCCACGUCCACUGGCAUUCCACCUGCUCCUAGCAAUGGUGCCAACAGUGCCGCAGUCAAUCUUGGUGUCCUUGGUGUGUUUGCCGUCCUGGCUAUGGCCUGA
This is a messenger RNA of Cladophialophora carrionii CBS 160.54, 678 nucleotides long. RefSeq lists its product as uncharacterized. The record is from RefSeq and is a predicted model, not a curated record. Lineage: Eukaryota; Fungi; Ascomycota; Eurotiomycetes; Chaetothyriales; Herpotrichiellaceae. The transcript is spliced from 4 exons. Bases 1 to 678 code for a protein of 225 amino acids.